Messenger RNA from Phyllotreta striolata, 1537 nucleotides. The record is from the annotation of a GenBank genome assembly. Lineage: Eukaryota; Metazoa; Arthropoda; Insecta; Coleoptera; Chrysomelidae.
UGACGUGACAUAUUGGUGUCGACAUAACCUCGAUCUCAAAAAUCUAAACAAAUGAGUUGUCAACAACGUAUGCCACUAAAAUGGUAAAACACAGGCCAAAGAAGAAAUACGAUUACAAAAAUUUAAAUGGCAAAGACAAUGGAAGUGAUAGUGGCGAGGAGACGGAGUUGUUUGUAGUUAAUAAGCCACAGAGAAUAGAAUUUCCAACAAUAGACAAAGCUGUAGAAGAAGGGGACACUUUGCAGGCUAUAGCAAUUAAAUAUCAUUGUUCGGUAGCUCAAUUGAAACGAAUAAACAAUUUCCUUAACGAGAAUGAAAUAUUUGCUAAAAGAGUGAUAAAAGUACCACACAGACCUUUUACUUCGGCCCUAGCUAGUGUUCAUAUUAGCGGUGAUAGCUCACCCGAUGUCAAUGAAGCAGUUUCUACCAGUAAUCUAAUAGACAUAGAAUCUUUAAGUUCGAAAUUAACAGAAACUUUGAAUACUCCAAAAGAAGAGAAUCAAGUUAACGAAAUCAUUUUUAAUAGUCAAAUUAUACCAAAUCAAGUCAGUGUAACAAAUCCUCGGGUGCCUGAAGCAAGCUGUGAUGAGAGAACUAAUUUACUCGUAGAAGAUGUUGGUACAUCUACAGAAAGUGAUCCAGUUAUCUCCCUAAUCAGUUGUAAUGGAGCCGAUGCAGACAUAUCAUGGAAGGUCCUUCUAGCAUGUAUAGUAAUUGUGAUUGUUGCUCUACCAGUAGUAUAUGUAUUUUAUAUAGCAGAACAUCCGGAAUCUUACCAUCAUCAUCAUCAUACAUCAUGAUGCUUAAUUCAAUAUUUUCUCGAACUUUUAAAUUAGAUCUUAUGUAGAUUAUUUAUAUUAUAAGAGAUGAUUUUUAUAGAGUAUUUAUGAGUAUUAUAUUGAAAUUAUUAAGUAUUUUUUCACAAUCAAUGUUGAAUAUAAAUUUAUAAUACCAGAUUAUAGAUUAGAUAUUCUGUAAACGAAUCAAAAUGUGCUUCCAAAUAACAUAAUAAUCUUGAUAAACUAUUUGUACUAGAAAACCAGACUGUUGGUUGUGAUAUUAAGAUGUAAAUGUAAAUAGUAUUUAUUUUAAUAUAUUGUUGAAUCAUCGAUAAAAAAGAAUAAUUUGUUUCGAAUGUUUACAUUUAUAAAGGAUUUUAUUGGUUUUUUAGACAUUGUAAAUUAGGUGCAGAGUUUUACGUUUCUAAUUAAAAUAUAAUAUAAUAAAAUACUGUUGUAAUCAUUAACCACAUUACAUAUGCACAUAAGUGCAAUAUUGUAGAAAGAGUGAAUAUUGUGGGAAUGCAACUUUCUCACUCUAACCAUUAUUAUUUUAAUAAUCUUUGUUUGUUCAACUCAUUGAAUUGAUUAUAUUGUAAACAUAUUUGCUAAUAUAAAUUUCAUGAAUUUGAAUUUUUUUAUUUGAGCAAACUAAAAAAAACGAAAAUAUCCAAUAUUAAACUCAUUAAACAUUUGUGGGUUACCGCUAUGACAAUGUUUUGCGUAUAAUUUAGGGAUUUACUUGCUGAUAAAAAUAU